GCUGCUUCCGGACCCGCGGCUGGGAAGGAGCCGGAAGUCCGGUGGGCUCCGGGUGUCGAGAUGGAGGAGGGAGAGUACGAGUCGGUUCUCUGUGUCAAGCCGGAGGUCCACGUCUACCGCAUCCCGCCGCGAGCCACCAACCGUGGUUACAGGGCCGCGGAGUGGCAGCUGGACCAGCCAUCAUGGAGUGGCCGGCUGCGGAUCACUGCAAAAGGGCAGGUGGCCUACAUCAAGCUGGAGGACAGGACCUCAGGGGAGCUCUUUGCUCAGGCCCCGGUGGAUCAGUUUCCCGGCACGGCUGUCGAGAGCGUAACGGAUUCCAGCAGGUACUUCGUUAUCCGCAUCGAAGAUGGAAACGGGCGCCGGGCAUUUAUUGGAAUUGGCUUCGGGGACCGAGGCGAUGCCUUUGACUUCAACGUUGCACUGCAGGACCACUUCAAGUGGGUGAAACAGCAGUGUGAAUUUGCAAAACAGGCCCAGAACCCAGACCAGGGCCCCAAGCUGGACCUAGGCUUCAAAGAAGGCCAGACCAUCAAGCUCAACAUCGCGGAGGGGCCACCGUAUCCUGGCCGCAACCCAGGCCUGCCACGACUGCCACCACCGACAUCUGGGGAGACUUUACCAAAUCCACAGGAUCGACUUCCGGCCAGACUCAACCAGGUACAGGCUGGGUCCAGUUCUGAUCUGAGUGUAGUCCCUCUUUUUCCUCAUACAAUUUCUGGAAAGAAGCCACGUCACCUGGGCCAAAAGGAAGGAGGACGAAGCACUCCCAGGCCCGCCUCUGUUUGGAGCAUGACUCUCUCCUCUCCUCCUCAGCUGACUUUGACAGACUGGCGUGUUAGGCAGUAAAUGGGCGCAGUGUCACACGGUUUCCUGGGAGUCAAGGAGGAAAGCCCAGCAUCCCUGUCCCUGUCCAUCUCUUGACACGAGAGACUCUGAGACUGCUGCUUCCAUCACGUGACCCAUAUUAAACAGAAGCCCCCAAAGCAAAAGAAGGGCUUGAGCGUGCUACCUGCCUCAGCUGGGCCCUUCUCAGUGGUUACAGAUGUCCCGUGAUCCCUGGCCAGAAGGAGGGUCUUCUGCACGCUUGUUGGCUGUAGCCACGUCACUCACGGUGCCUUCAGAGGGGGGAUUCCUUCCUGAUUUCUGGCAGGUUUAUAGGCUGCACCUCGAGCAGAUAAUCAGGAGGGAAAUCAAGAGUAUUAACCAGCUUUUAAAAAUUUUUUAUUUGCUUUGCUAGCGUGCUGAUCUGCACUAACUCAUCUUUGCAAAAGGGACUGCUCCUGCAAGAUGUCCCAGCAGGGACCUCGGAAAGCAUCCCGCCCUGUCCGCCGUAGGAGCUGCUCUGAGCUUCAGAAAGUGUUGUUCUUCUUGGCUAAGUGGCCUGGCUGCCGGGUCACCAUGUGGGCAGUGCGGGCUGAGGCAGGCGCCGGAAGCUGUUCAGGCAGGAAAGCCGGAACUAUUCUCAUGGCGGUGGGCAGUCCAGCCAUCCUGUCCACUGACAGCUCUCUGGGUUCAGGGGCCCCCAGCGCAGUUCCCAGGGGCCUUGGGUUUUCUCCUUGCUGUGGUUUCUGAAGUGCCUUGUCUGCAGACAGCCUCUUACUUUGUUUUCUCCUUCAGAGACUACACGACGGAAGGAGUUCCGAGUGAACUGGGAGACUAGGGCUGCCUGUUUUACUGGUUGAUGAGAAAUAAUUUUAUCUGAGCACACCUCGAAAUUUGCUUUUUAUCAACAUACUUUACCUCUUAAUUGAUCGAUUUUUUUGAAGGGUCAGGACAACUGAAAAAAAAAAAAAAGUGUUGGCCUUUUUGUGGGACCAGAUUCCGAAGAUAAAUAAAUAUUUUUACUUCUGUCCGUGUA
Messenger RNA from Lontra canadensis (Northern American river otter), 1861 nucleotides. RefSeq names its product NECAP endocytosis associated 2 (gene NECAP2). The record is from RefSeq and is a predicted model, not a curated record. The coding region runs from base 61 to 849 and encodes 262 amino acids. NCBI's taxonomy places the organism in Eukaryota, Metazoa, Chordata, Mammalia, Carnivora, Mustelidae. The transcript is spliced from 7 exons. Gene Ontology annotation, cellular component: membrane; clathrin vesicle coat. Gene Ontology annotation, biological process: endocytosis.